GAGGUUUUCAGACCUCUGUCUGGUUGGAAGUUGGACUGGAAGCCUUGGGGCGCUGGGUCCAAAGGGGGUGCUCUUCCUUGGACAGCCUCCACCACAGGGUUAGUUAGGCUGGUCUAUUCUCGCUUCUCACAAAGUCUAGCAACUCAGAGUGAGGAGACUAGUAUCAGAGGGGCUGUUCCUACCUCUAUGUGUGAUCUGGAGUUGGCGUUUCCCUUCUUGGGCCUCAGUUUCCCUAGAGUAAGAUGGGGGUGGUGAACCACAGAGUGUGGAUAAGGCCCCGAGAGGUUCUUCUGAGAGUCAUGACUUUCUGGUACUUGCCAGGCUUAGCACAGUGCUUGGAUGGGCCUGUGGCUAGAAGUUUGUAGGGGUCCUGGGUGAAGUUCAGGUGAAAUUCCUCUGCACCCCAAAAAGCCCAGGUGGUGACAGUCUCUCUGGACCUGUGGCGUCUUGGACUGCCUUUGGUCCUGAGCCUGGCUCCCAGGCCCAGGGCCUGUGCUGAGGACGAACACAGUGCCCAUCCUGGAGCCAGGGAGCAUGAUGGCCUGAAACCCUUGGGUCUGAGGAGGGCUGUUGCGCUGAGUUGGCCUUGGUGUGCUUUGGUGUAGAUGGGCCAGUGGUCCCCAGGAGGGCCCAAGUCCAGGCCUGCAUGUCGAGUCAGAGAUUGUGGUGGCCUUCAUUCAUGCUUGUCUUCCCUCCCCACCAACCAGACGAGACCCUCCGCUCUUUGGCCAGCCCUUCCUCCCUGCAGGGCCCCGAGCUCCACGGCUGGCGCCCCCCAGUGGACUGUGUCCGGGCCAAUGAGCUGUGUGCGGCGGAAUCCAACUGCAGCUCCCGCUACCGCACGCUGCGGCAGUGCCUGGCCGGCCGGGACCGCAACACCAUGCUGGCCAACCGGGAGUGCCAGGCGGCCCUGGAGGUCUUGCAGGAGAGCCCGCUCUAUGACUGCCGCUGCAAGCGCGGCAUGAAGAAGGAGCUGCAGUGCCUGCAGAUCUACUGGAGCAUCCACCUGGGGCUGACCGAAGGUGAGGAGUUCUACGAAGCCUCACCCUACGAGCCAGUGACCUCCCGCCUCUCGGACAUCUUCAGGCUUGCUUCAAUCUUCUCAGGGACGGGGGCAGACCCGGCGGUCAGCGCCAAGAGCAACCAUUGCCUGGACGCUGCCAAGGCCUGCAACCUGAACGACAACUGCAAGAAGCUGCGCUCCUCCUACAUCUCCAUCUGCAACCGCGAGAUCUCACCCACCGAGCGCUGCAACCGCCGCAAGUGCCACAAGGCCCUGCGCCAGUUCUUCGACCGGGUGCCCAGCGAGUACACCUACCGCAUGCUCUUCUGCUCCUGCCAAGACCAGGCGUGUGCCGAGCGCCGCCGGCAAACCAUCCUGCCCAGCUGCUCCUACGAGGACAAGGAGAAGCCCAACUGCCUGGACCUCCGCAGCCUGUGCCGGACGGACCACCUGUGCCGGUCCCGGCUGGCGGACUUCCACACCAACUGUCGAGCCUCCUACCGGACCCUUACCAGCUGCCCUGCCGACAAUUACCAGGCGUGUCUGGGAUCCUAUGCUGGCAUGAUUGGGUUUGACAUGACCCCCAACUACGUGGACUCCAGCCCCACGGGCAUUGUGGUGUCCCCCUGGUGCAGCUGUCGAGGCAGCGGGAACAUGGAGGAGGAGUGUGAGAAGUUCCUCAGGGACUUCACCGAGAACCCGUGCCUCCGGAACGCCAUUCAGGCCUUCGGCAACGGCACAGAUGUGAACGUGUCCCCCAAGAGUCCCUUACUCCCGGCCACCCAGGCCCCAAAGGUGGAGAAGACUCCUUCUUUGCCAGAUGAUCUCAGUGAUAGCACCAGCCUGGGGACCAGCGUCAUCACCACCUGCACCUCUGUCCAGGAGCAGGGACUGAAGGCCAAUAACUCCAAAGAGUUAAGCAUGUGCUUCACAGAGCUCACGACCAACAUCAUCCCAGGGAGCAACAAGGUGAUCAGACCUAACUCAGGCCCCUGCAGAGCCAGGCCGUCGGCGGCCUUGACCGCGCUCCUGCUCCUCUUGCUGAAGUGGGCCUUGUAGGCCCUGGGGACGCGUCUCAAGAUCUCCACCGACGGCACAGAGGACAGCUCCCGCCGGGCAAAGUGGAACCGCUCCCAGACACACACACACCCCUUGCAAAAAAUCCCCCCACCUUGUCUCUGAACCUGUCUCCUCCCAGGUUCCUUCUCUGGAGAAGUUUUUCUAAACCAAACAGACCAGCAGGUGGGGAGCCUGAGGGCUGCCCAGAGGUCCCCUGGCUUCAGGGACACUCGGCCCUGAGGGGCACAAGGCUCUAGACAUGCCCUUCACUGUCUCCUGGUGUUUUUCUCUCUGGACCCUUCUGCAGUAAGAGACCAAGCUGAGACCCCCACUGCCGAAGGGACUUGUGCUGUGCCCAAUGCAGGCUGGGGACAGGACAGUGGCAACUGCUCUGGAGCUGCCCACUCUGGGGACCUGCUGGGGGACCAGCCGAGGGCAUCUGUCAGGGGGAAAUGGAGCUGGCCACAUGCCUCCAGUUGGGCCCUGUCAGCCCUCCCCUUGGCUUCAAGGAUGGAGAUGGCCUGUCCUCCCCCACUGCCCUCAGGGUGGGUCUGUGUGUGCGUGGAGCCCCGUGGCCGCGCUGGGUCCUCCUGGCUGUAGGGCCUGGGCCUCUCGGCCUGCCUGGGAGUUCCCCUGCGGGGAGGGAGCAAACUCUGGGCACCAGGAAGCCGCUUCCUCCUUGGUGGCAGGAAUUUUGAAGUCAAAGAGAAAUGAUGCUUCGGUGGCUUCUCGGUUUCUUGUGGGUCCAUUUGGCGGGCCUUCCCCUUGGGGACCGCUGAAGGGGGCAGAAGAGGCCACAGUUGGACGUGGUCUCGAGCUUGCUGCUCCUCUCUCCUGCCCCUCCAUUUCCACCCUCUUUCCUCAUUCCCGAGACAUCGUCAGCGCUGUCCCUUCUCUCCACGUGUGUAUAUACAUGUCCACGUACCUAUAUCCUGUGCUUUCCUUUUUCUUUCCUUUUUUUAAGAAACAAAACUAUCGAAAUAAUACCCCACAGAUGAGCGAAAAUGUAUUAUUGUAAAGUUUAUUUUUUUUAAUAAUGUUGUCUAUAAAGGAAAAACAGGAAAUCGACCUGGGAGCCCCGCUGCAGUUGGGCUCGCGGGCCGUGGCCGGGACUCCUGAUGCGCAUCACGCUUAACCAAGGCUCCAAUAAAAUACUAGGAAGCAAA
Molecule: messenger RNA, 3228 nt
Organism: Ictidomys tridecemlineatus (thirteen-lined ground squirrel)
Lineage: Eukaryota; Metazoa; Chordata; Mammalia; Rodentia; Sciuridae
Gene: Gfra2
Product: GDNF family receptor alpha 2
Biological process (GO): nervous system development
Cellular component (GO): external side of plasma membrane; signaling receptor complex
Molecular function (GO): glial cell-derived neurotrophic factor receptor activity
Source: RefSeq, a predicted model, not a curated record